AUGCUUUGCACAGCCUCAGGUGGGGCCUGUCAGCUUGCAGCUGCAGCAGAGGAUCACGACCACUCCUUUGCACGCGCCAACGUAACUAUUGCCAUCCUGGUGGUGAUCUUGUUCCUGACGUUGCUAUUUGAAGUGGCGCAUGAGGAAGUUGUGGAGUAUUUGGAACACCGGCGUUUGCACCAUGUGGUGAAAGUGGUGGAGGCGAUAACGAAGGAGGUGACAGUGCUCGGGUUCAUUUCUCUUCUUUUGUUUUUUUUGACGCGUUUCGGAGUGACGAUGGCAAUAAACGACAAACUGCUGGGCCAAAGUUCCCUCGAGCGCAUCGGCAUUGCUGAACUGAAAGAGGAAAGCGGGAACCCCUACGCGGCGCCCACCGUCGUCUUCGAGCUCUUUGAAAGCGCCCACAUUAUAGUUUUUCUUUUGCUCGUGACGUUUACAGUCAGCGUGUUGGUUCUUCUCUCAGUUUCGCUCUCGACAGCGCAGGAGUGGCGCCAGUAA
Eimeria necatrix is the source of this 498-nucleotide messenger RNA. RefSeq lists its product as hypothetical. Gene Ontology annotation, biological process: defense response. Gene Ontology annotation, cellular component: membrane. The record is from RefSeq and is a predicted model, not a curated record. The transcript has 2 exons. The coding region runs from base 1 to 498 and encodes 165 amino acids. Lineage: Eukaryota; Apicomplexa; Conoidasida; Eucoccidiorida; Eimeriidae.